Messenger RNA from Zeugodacus cucurbitae (melon fly), 2469 nucleotides. It is a transcript of the gene Cyp4c3, whose product is annotated as cytochrome P450 4c3. NCBI's taxonomy places the organism in Eukaryota, Metazoa, Arthropoda, Insecta, Diptera, Tephritidae. The record is from RefSeq and is a predicted model, not a curated record. Gene Ontology annotation, molecular function: monooxygenase activity; oxidoreductase activity, acting on paired donors, with incorporation or reduction of molecular oxygen; heme binding. The transcript has 7 exons. The coding region runs from base 395 to 1996 and encodes 533 amino acids.
UGACUUAGUUGUUGCUGGUGCGUCGCCACAGUCGCGGCGAAAUCAGUGUGUACGAGGGAUUUUCUAAUACUUCUUUUAAAUCUUUAUGCAUUCAUUGAGACUUUGUUAGUUGACAUUUGGCUGGCGAAACAGCAACGUCUCGUGGUGGCGGUCGAAAAGGUGAAAUACAUAUCGCAAAGCUUCACGGUUAAGUUUUGAAAUCGAAAGCGUUUAUUUUUUGGAAAAAUUUUAUAAAGACUGUUGAUUUUUUUGUGACGCUCAAUUAUUGAAUGUGAAUGUGUUGUGUGAAUAGAAAAAAAACGAAUUAAUGCGAAACCAUUACUAAUUGUAAACAACAAAUUAAAUAAGUGAGAUUUACUUGAAGAGUGUGUUUUAAUUAAUUUUUGUUACUAAAAUGUCAGAGAAAUUAAUGGCAGCGCUUCUCGCCGAGAGCGUUUUAUUGACAAAAUUUACGCGAAUAGUCGGGGAAUAUUCGCCAAUAACCAUAAUUUUGGUAGGCGCCGUCACUUUCUUCCUGGUGAUGUAUAAUAAGAGACGCGCACGCAUGGUGCAAUUGAUUGAGAAGAUUCCCGGUCCUGCUGCGAUGCCAUUUAUCGGCAAUUCGAUCGAAAUGAAUGUGGAUCACGAUGAAUUAUUCAAUCGUGUGACGGGCACAAUAAAACUAUGGGGCAAUCGUAUCGGUUUGAAUAAAGCAUGGCAAGGACCAAGCCCUUAUGUGAUGUUGUUCGAUCCCGAAACAGUUGAGCCAAUCUUGAAUAGCCAAAAAUUCAUAGAUAAAAGUCACGAUUACGAUUAUUUGCGACCAUGGCUGGGUACCGGGCUGUUGACGAGCUAUGGCCGGAAAUGGCAUUCGAGAAGAAAGAUUUUGACACCCGCAUUCCAUUUCAAAAUUUUGGAUGAUUUUAUCGAUGUCUUCAAUGAGGAGAGCGCUGUUUUGGCACGCAAAUUGGAGCGCGAAGUGGGCGCCGAGGCCUUCAAUAUCUUUCCAUAUGUGACGCUCUGCACGCUGGACAUCGUGUGUGAAACGGCUAUGGGUCGCAGUAUUCAUGCGCAAGACAAUAGCGAUUCGGAAUAUGUGAAAGCUGUUUAUGGCAUCGGCUCCAUCGUGCAAAAUCGCCAAUCGAAAUUAUGGCUACAAUUCGACAGCAUUUUCCGUUUCACCGAAGAUUACAAACGUCACGAGAGUUAUAUCAAUACUUUGCACGGUUUCUCCAAUCGUGUGAUACGCGAACGCAAAGCCGAAUUAGCCGAGAAUAUACUCAACAACAAUAUGAAUAGCGCACCCGAUGCUUACGAUGAUUUGGGCAAAAAGAAACGUCUCGCUUUCUUGGAUCUACUCAUUAAUGCCUCGAAAGAUGGUGCCGUGCUCUCCAAUGAGGAUAUACGUGAAGAAGUCGACACAUUUAUGUUUGAAGGUCAUGACACUACCUCGGCAGCGAUUUCAUGGACACUCUUCUUGCUCGGCUCACAUCCCGAAUAUCAGGAACGUGUGGUGGAGGAGCUGCAAUCGAUCUUUGGCGAUGACAAAGAAACACCAGCGACCAUGCAGAAUUUAAUGGAUAUGCGUUAUUUGGAGUGUUGCAUCAAGGACGCGUUGCGUCUGUUCCCCAGUGUGCCGAUGAUGGCGCGCUCCAUUGGUGAGGAUGUCAAGAUUGGUAACUACCUGAUACCUGCCGGCACCACCGCCAUCAUUGUCACCUACAUGCUGCAUCGCAAUGCGAAAUCUUUCCCCAAACCCGAACAAUUCAAUCCCGAUAACUUUUUGCCCGAGAAUUGCGUCGGUCGUCAUCCUUUCGCCUACAUACCCUUCAGCGCUGGUCCACGUAACUGUAUUGGACAGAAGUUCGCCAUACUCGAGGAGAAGGCAGUGUUGUCAACGAUUUUGCGCAAAUACAAAAUCGAAUCGAUCGACAGACGUGAGGAUCUCACACUUUUGGGUGAACUGAUUCUGAGACCGAAGGAUGGUUUGCGUGUGAAAAUAACGAAACGCGCCUAAGCUGAAGGCGUAUGGAAGAAAGUAUACAGUUACUUAGCAUAUGCAUAGCACUAAUUGUAGUUUUAGUUUUAUAUUAUAUAUAGUUUUAUAUAGUUGUAUAUAGUAUACAGUUUAAGCGUUGAAUAAUUAGUUUUAAGUUAAUUUUGUAAAUAUCUAAUCAUAUAAGAACCAUUGCAAGUUGCAAAUAGCUUUCACUUCAACAUAAGUAUUAAUCGGUAACCUUUUUCUAAACGAAAUCUCUCUUAUUUAAGUACAUAAGUACAUCUAACAGCUGUAGCUUGUAUUUCCUUCAAACCAAAUAUACAAGUAUUGUCCGAACUACUACUAAGCUAUGGGAGCUUUUCUGACAAAACUAUAUUGUAGUAAUAAGUGUGAUAUUCUGAUACAUGUAUGUGAACUUGUGAGGAGCUGAUCUUUACAAUAGAUUUAUGCGUAUUUACUUAUAUAUAUAUAUAGUAUGUAAUUGCCUUAAA